GUUUCUAUUUUCCGAUUGUUUUUGGAGUUGUGCAAGAUCCGUUGAUAUGUCUUUUUCUGGAUAAAAUGUCGACACUUCUUCAUCUUUAAUAUUACUCUACUCUGCUCCGUCGGAAGUCGUCGACUAUUCUCCGGCGACUUUUAUUGCUUUGGUUAGUUUAAAUUCGUAUCAGUUAUUGGUUGAAACAAGUCGAUUUUGAUAUUUUUCAGAGCAGAAUUACUUUUCAACUCUAAAAUUUCUAUCAGCUCUAACAUAUCGUGGAAGAUUGGUCAAUCGAAGCUCAUAUCAGACGAUAUUUGGUAUAGAAAUUGAUUAGAUAAUUUAUAGGAAUAUCCUCGUUCAGCAAUGUGUCGAUUUCUUCAUUUUGUUUUUGAUAUUUUGGGUCCUAAUUGAAUUGAAUCGGAGAUUCGGAGAUAUGGGGUUCGAAGAGACGUUUACGGCUUAUUUAGUGGGAGAUGAAGGGAAGGAUCCGAACAAAAGCUGUCAUUUUGAGUACAAGAAGCUCAAGAAUGAUUUGAACUUUUGCAGGCGUCAUAGAGAUACUGGAGCUUCAACUGAUUCUCAUGGCGACGGAAACUCCGAAAAUGAUCUCAAUCAGAUUGUUCCUCAUCAAUCCUGCCAUCGAUGUGAGGGGAUUUUCUCUGAAUUAACGAUGGAAGCUACCAAGAUAUCUGAUAAUUUUAGUUUCAGAGUCAAGCAGCUUGUUCAUCUUCAUUUCACUCCUGGCAUCCAAAGAUUCUUAUGUUGGCUAUUUCAAUGUUUUAAAGGUGAUCACGAAGCACUUGUACACAAAGGAUUGAUGCUAAUCCAAUUUGUUGUCAUGAAUGCUAUCGCACUCAGAAAGAUUCUUAAAAAAUACGACAAAGUGCAUGAAUCUGCAAGUGGUAUGAACUUUAAGUCCAAAUUGCAAGCCAAACACUUGGACAUUAUGCAAUCUCCAUGGUUGAUUGAAUUAAUAGCUUUCUAUAUGAAUCUCAAUGGGUCAGAUAGUUUGAGUUCUGAUGAGCUUUUUGGUCAACUAUCUUAUGAUCUCAACAUCCCCAAUGAAGAGUCUAUACAACUAACUCUGACACUCGUAGGUUCUGAAAAAUUGGAGUAUAGUCUCAAGUGUCCUAUUUGUUUGGACAUUGUUUUUCAACCAUAUGCUUUGAGUUGUGGACACAUUUUUUGCAAGUCUUGUGCUUGUUUGGCGGCUGGUGUAUUGAUCAUUCAAGGGUUCAAGUAUGCAAGCCCAGGCUCCAAGUGUCCAGUUUGUCGAGAGAGUGGAGUGUAUGGUAAAUCAGUGUGCAUGUCUGAACUAGGUUUGCUCUUAAAAAGAAGGUAUAAAGAUGGAUUUAAGAAGAGACUGAUGGAAGAGCGAGAAAGAAUAUUAACCCAAACUAAAGAAUAUUGGGAGUUGCAAUCAAGUUAUGUGAUGGGCUUAUGACAUUUGAGUGUGCUGGAUUUUUUGGUGUCUGUUCGCAAGCUUUAUUGUGUACAAAAGUUUGUUAUGUACAUAAAAACUUUGUAUGUAGAAUAUAUAGUGUUGAAGU
This is a messenger RNA of Lactuca virosa, 1532 nucleotides long. The record is from the annotation of a GenBank genome assembly. NCBI's taxonomy places the organism in Eukaryota, Viridiplantae, Streptophyta, Magnoliopsida, Asterales, Asteraceae.